Molecule: messenger RNA, 609 nt
Organism: Miscanthus lutarioriparius
Lineage: Eukaryota; Viridiplantae; Streptophyta; Magnoliopsida; Poales; Poaceae
Source: the annotation of a GenBank genome assembly
AUGUUCUCCUUGUUCUAUGGUCUAUGGAAGUAUGUGUUCACCAAGGACGAGUUCCGUGUCCUUAUUCUUGGUGUUGACAAGGCUGGCAAGACGACUUUGCUGGAGAAGUUGAAAUCAAUGUAUCUGAAGGGGGAAGGACUUCCACCUGAUCGUGUCGUUCCAACGGUUGGACUAAACAUUGGACGCAUUGAAGAUGCAAAGGCAAAACUUGUUUUCUGGGACCUCGGUGGUCAGAUUGGCCUACGAACAAUCUGGGAGAAAUACUAUGAAGAAGCUCAUGCCAUAAUGUAUGUUAUUGAUGCUGCCACUGCAUCAUCAUUUGAAGAUUCCAAAUCUGCUCUGGAGAAGGUUAUCCGCCAUGAGCAUCUGAGAGGAGCACCAAUACUGAUAAUUGCAAACAAACAGGAUUUACCUGGGGCCAUUGAUGAUGAAGAAUUGGCUAAAUUUCUGCAUAAAGAACUGGAUGAGAGGCCAUAUACAUUUCAGGCUGUAUGUGCAUAUGAUGGGAGGGGGAUCAAAUCUGGCAUAGACUGGCUGGUGGAACAAAUGGAAAAAAGCAAACGUACCGAGACACUGCAGGCUCGUGCUGGUGUACCUGGACAAAUUUAG